Messenger RNA from Lucilia cuprina (Australian sheep blowfly), 1123 nucleotides. Its product is annotated as histone H3-like centromeric protein cid. Bases 103 to 990 code for a protein of 295 amino acids. The record is from RefSeq and is a predicted model, not a curated record. The transcript has 2 exons. Gene Ontology annotation, molecular function: structural constituent of chromatin; DNA binding; protein heterodimerization activity. Gene Ontology annotation, cellular component: nucleosome. Lineage: Eukaryota; Metazoa; Arthropoda; Insecta; Diptera; Calliphoridae.
UUUGCAAUUAGUAAAAAGCGGGUCUUUUGAGUAAAUUUAUUUCUCUUUUUGAUAAAAAGUAAUUUAGAAAAUUUUCAAUAAAAUUAAUAAAUCCAAAUAAAAAUGACUAAGGUAAUGCAAAGAAAACCGGGCCCCAAAUCUGUUAAACAAAGUAAAAUAUUUAAUAAACGUGGCACUUUAGGCGAAACCAGUGCGGAAUCCUCCGAAGAGGAUGACAGCAGUCCAGAACAAACUUUGGAUAACAAGACUCAACAACAAGCUGCCAUAACACCAGAAUCUCGAAUUAUAAGUAGAUCCCAUAUAGAGGCAGGAAAUGCUUCAGAAUUUCGUACACCCGAUACGGAAAAUGAUGUCACCGAUUAUGGUUUAGAAUUUACCACCAGCCACAUACAAAAUCCCUCACCAAGAAGAUGUUCUACCUUAAGAACGGCUCCUAGUUCACAGGAGGAAUUGCAAAGUGGCAUGCACAAUAGUAAAUCAGUAAUUAAAGCAAAUGAAACUCCACGCUCUGCCCUUGUCAAAACACCAACGCCUUCAGAAAAAACAAAACCAGUCAAGAAAGCUAACACCAAACAAAAGAAACUUAAAGGUACACCAAAACCUAAAGAACCGCUUUCAAGUGCCAAAGAGACUCCUGCUGAUAAAACAGAAACUACGCAACAACAACAAGUCGCUAGGAAACCACGAAAACGACCUAAUCCCAUGCAAUUGGAAAAACGUUUCUGGAAAGAUGUACAAAAUCUCCAAAAUAGAACAGACCAUCUUAUACCUAUGCUGCCAUUUUCACGUUUAGUAAGAGAACUUAUGCAUGAUGCCUCUACGGAAGUAUUUAAAAUAACACCCACUGCAUUAGAGGCUCUACAGACAUCAUCGGAAUUGUAUUUGACACAACGUCUGCAGGAUGCCUAUAUGUUGACGCUGCAUAGGGGAAGAGUGACACUGGAUGUUAAGGAUAUGGAAUUGAUAAAUUAUUUGAAAAUUAAUUUAUAAUAUUAACAGUUAAUGUUUAGAUUAAAGUUAAAAAAUAGAAAAAAAUCACCAACAAUUCAGUUUUUUUAUUAAUAUUUUUUUACACAUAAAUGUUUUCCAUGUUGUAAUAAUUGUAUUCUUUUUUUAUUAUUUU